This is a messenger RNA of Condylura cristata (star-nosed mole), 3249 nucleotides long. RefSeq names its product mediator complex subunit 15 (gene MED15). The coding region runs from base 101 to 2455 and encodes 784 amino acids. The record is from RefSeq and is a predicted model, not a curated record. Gene Ontology annotation, biological process: regulation of DNA-templated transcription. NCBI's taxonomy places the organism in Eukaryota, Metazoa, Chordata, Mammalia, Eulipotyphla, Talpidae. Gene Ontology annotation, molecular function: transcription coregulator activity. The transcript is spliced from 18 exons.
CUUCCGGGUUUGGGCCUGGCGCUGUGGUUCGCUCGGCGGCGGCGGCGGCGGCGGCGGCGGCGGCAGAGCAAGACGCGGUGGUGGGAGUUGGGGAACUGGCAUGGACGUUUCGGGGCAGGAGACCGAUUGGCGGAGCGCCGGCUUCCGGCAGAAGCUGGUCAGUCAAAUCGAGGAUGCCAUGAGAAAAGCUGGCGUGGCCCACAGUAAAUCUAGCAAGGAUAUGGAGAGCCAUGUGUUCCUGAAGGCCAAGACUCGGGAUGAAUACCUUUCCCUUGUGGCCAGGCUCAUUAUCCAUUUUCGAGAUAUUCAUAACAAGAAAUCUCAGGCUUCUGUCAGUGACCCGAUGAACGCACUACAGAGCCUAACUGGUGGACCUGCUGCGGGAGCAGCUGGAAUCGGCAUGCCUUCUCGGGGCCCAGGACAGUCCCUAGGUGGGAUGGGAGGCCUUAAUGCCAUGGGGCAGCCAAUGCCUCUCUCAGGGCAGCCACCCCCUGGUACCUCAGGGAUGGCCCCCCAUGGCAUGACUGUUGUGUCUACGGCAACUCCACAGACCCAGCUUCAACUCCAGCAGGUGGCGCUGCAGCAGCAACAGCAACAGCAGUUUCAACAGCAGCAGGUGGCGCUGCAGCAGCAGCAGCAACAGCAGCAGCAGCAACAACAACAGCAACAGUUUCAGGCUCAACAGAAUGCCAUGCAGCAGCAGUUCCAGGCAGUGAUGCAGCAGCAGCAGCUUCAGCAGCAGCAGCAGCAGCAACAUCUGAUCAAAUUUCAGCAAAACCAGCAGCAGAUACAGCAGCAGCAACAGCAACUGCAGCGGAUAGCACAACUGCAACUGCAGCAGCAACAGCAGCAGCAGGCUUUGCAGGCCCAACCACCAAUACAGCAACCACCAAUGCAGCAACCACAGCCUCCUCCCUCUCAGACCCUGCCCCAGCAGCUGCAGCAGAUGCACCACACACAGCACCACCAGCCCCCACCGCAGCCCCAGCAGCCGCCAGUAGCUCAGAACCAACCCUCACAGCUCCCACCACAGUCACAGACCCAGCCUUUGGUGUCACAGGCUCCCGCACUCCCUGGACAGAUGUUGUACGCCCAGCCACAGCUGAAACUGGUCCGAGCUCCAAUGGUGGUGCAGCAGCCCCAGGUGCAGCCCCAGGUGCAGCAGGUGCAGCCCCAGGUGCAGCAGCAGACAGCAGUGCCGACAGCUCAGGCCUCCCAGAUAGUGGCUUCUGGCGUCCAGAUGAUCACCGCAGCCUUGGCCCAAGGUGGGAUGCAAGUAAGAGCCCGGUUUCCGCCCACCACCGCUGUGUCUGCCGUCCCGUCAAGCACCAUCCCUUUGGGCGGACAGCCCUCGGCACAGGUCAGCCAGAACAGCCUCACCAUGCUGUCCUCACCGUCGCCGGGCCAACAAGUACAGACCCCGCAAUCGAUGCCCCCUCCCCCACAGCCGUCCCCGCAACCUGGCCAGCCCAGCUCACAGCCUAACUCCAACGUCAGCUCCGGCCCAGCCCCGUCCCCCAGUAGCUUCCUGCCCAGUCCCUCACCACAACCCUCCCAGAGCCCAGUGACAGCGCGCACCCCACAGAACUUCAGCGUUCCCUCACCAGGACCUUUAAAUACUCCUGUGAACCCCAGCUCAGUCAUGAGCCCAGCUGGCUCUAGCCAGGCUGAGGAGCAACAAUACCUGGACAAGCUAAAGCAGCUGUCGAAGUACAUCGAGCCCCUGCGCCGCAUGAUCAACAAGAUCGACAAGAAUGAAGAUAGAAAAAAGGACCUGAGUAAGAUGAAGAGCCUUUUGGACAUUCUCACAGACCCUUCCAAGAGGUGCCCCCUGAAAACACUGCAGAAGUGUGAGAUUGCCCUGGAGAAACUCAAGAAUGACAUGGCAGUGCCGACACCCCCACCGCCCCCAGUGCCACCAACCAAACAACAGUACCUAUGCCAGCCACUCCUGGAUGCCGUCCUGGCCAACAUCCGCUCACCAGUCUUCAACCAUUCCCUUUACCGCACGUUUGUGCCAGCAAUGACAGCCAUCCAUGGCCCACCCAUUACGGCCCCAGUGGUGUGUGCCCGGAAGCGUAGGUUUGAAGAGGAUGAGCAGCAGAACAUCCCUAAUGUGCUCCAGGGGGAGGUGGCCAGGUUAGACCCCAAAUUCCUGGUGAACCUGGAUCCUUCUCACUGCAGUAACAACGGCACUGUCCACCUGAUCUGCAAGCUGGAUGACAAGGACCUCCCGAGUGUGCCACCGCUGGAGCUUAGUGUGCCCGCCGACUACCCCGCCCAGAGUCCUCUGUGGAUCGACCGACAGUGGCAGUACGAUGCCAACCCUUUCCUGCAGUCGGUGCACCAGUGCAUGACCUCCAGGCUGCUGCAACUUCCCGACAAGCACUCGGUCACGGCCCUGCUCAACACUUGGGCACAGAGUAUCCACCAGGCCUGCCUUUCGGCCGCCUAGCCACCUCUGCUGCUCCCUCUUGGGCCACCCUUCCCCCCAGCUGCCAGGGACCUCGUCAGGGCCACAGAAGACACGCACCUCACAAUGGACGUUUCUAGGUGUUGGCUUCCUUACAGAGCCUGGGCUUAGGUUAGCUUUCUUGCUUUUAUCUUCUGUCUUGGGGACCUGCCAAACAUUUCCCAUACUUGUACAGGACUAGGACAGGUGACCGUGGCAUUGGCGCUAUCCUCCAGGAAGUCAGACAUACUCUACCCUGUGCCCUCCAGGGCCCUUGUCCAUGCUCAGCGCCUGACAGAGAGCUCAGGGUCUGUCUUGUUAGAGCAUCUUGAGAGUCUGAAAACACUUCUGCUGUUCCAGUAGCAGACAGAGAACAUAGGAAACCUUUAAAACACACAGAUUCUCUUGAGUUUUGGGUUCAGACCAUGCCACUGUUGGCAUGUGGAAUAUGCCACAGAAGCUCCCAGAUACAGGGGUGCUGGCUGUGUCUCAGAGGGAAGGCUGGCCUACAGGUGGCUGCAAGUCCCCUGCCACCAGCUGGGCCUUAUACCUCACAGCAUUUUCCCUUUAAGCCCCGUGGGGCCACAGAGGGAACAGGGACAUCUGGGGGAUCCUGCCCCUAGCACUGUACCCGCUGUCGGGUUAGGCUGCCACCCUUGGGGCCUGAUGUCCUUGGAGCCACUGCAGAGAGUGAGGCUCCCAGGUGGGGCUCCAGCCGGCCCUGUGAUGACAACAGUUUCCUCCUUUUAUAUGUGCACUACCAUGUCAUCUGUGGUUCUUACAAUAAAUUUAUUAUU